Kogia breviceps (pygmy sperm whale) is the source of this 1887-nucleotide messenger RNA. It is a transcript of the gene CRBN, whose product is annotated as cereblon. Gene Ontology annotation, biological process: protein ubiquitination. NCBI's taxonomy places the organism in Eukaryota, Metazoa, Chordata, Mammalia, Artiodactyla, Physeteridae. The record is from RefSeq and is a predicted model, not a curated record. Gene Ontology annotation, cellular component: Cul4A-RING E3 ubiquitin ligase complex.
CGGCCGCCGCCCUGUCCCAAGCUCCUCUGCGGGUAAACAGACAUGGCCGGCGAGGGAGAUCCGCAGGACGCUGGGAACAACAUGGGCAAUCACUUGCCGCUCCUGCCCGCAGAGGAUGAGGAAGAAGAUGAAAUUGAAAUGGAAGUUGAAGACCAGGAUAGCAAAGAACCCAAGAAACCAAACAUCAUAAAUUUUGACACUAGUCUUCCGACGUCACAUACAUAUCUGGGCUCUGAUAUGGAGGAAUUUCAUGGCCGCACUUUGCACGACGACGACAGCUGCCCGGUGAUCCCAGUCCUGCCCCAGGUGAUGAUGAUCCUGAUCCCUGGGCAGACCUUACCUCUUCAGCUUUUCAGUCCCCAGGAAGUCAGUAUGGUGCGGAAUUUAAUUCAGAAGGAUCGAACCUUUGCGGUGCUUGCCUACAGUAACGUGCAGGAAAGGGAAGCACAGUUUGGAACAACAGCAGAGAUAUACGCCUAUCGAGAAGAACAGGAUUUUGGAAUUGAGAUUGUGAAAGUGAAAGCAAUCGGAAGACAAAGAUUCAAAGUCCUUGAGCUCAGGACACAGUCAGACGGAAUCCAGCAAGCUAAAGUGCAGAUUCUUCCUGAGUGUGUGUUGCCUUCAACCAUGUCUGCAGUUCAGUUAGAAUCCCUCAAUAAGUGCCAGAUAGUUCCUUCAAAACCUGUCUCAUGGGAAGACCAGUGUUCAUAUAAAUGGUGGCAGAAAUACCAGAAGAGAAAGUUUCAUUGUGCAAAUUUGACUUCAUGGCCUCGCUGGCUGUAUUCCUUAUAUGAUGCUGAAACCUUAAUGGAGAGAAUCAAGAGACAGCUACACGAAUGGGAUGAAAAUCUGAAAGAGGAUUCUCUUCCUUCAAAUCCAAUAGAUUUUUCUUACAGAGUAGCUGCUUGUCUUCCUAUUGAUGAUGUAUUAAGAAUUCAGCUCCUUAAAAUUGGUAGUGCGAUCCAACGACUUCGCUGUGAACUAGACAUUAUGAAUAAAUGUACGUCUCUUUGCUGUAAACAAUGUCAAGAAACAGAAAUAACAACCAAAAAUGAAAUAUUCAGUUUAUCCUUAUGUGGGCCGAUGGCAGCUUAUGUGAAUCCUCACGGAUACGUGCAUGAGACGCUUACCGUGUAUAAGGCUUGCAACUUGAAUCUGAUCGGCCGGCCUUCUACAGAGCACAGCUGGUUUCCUGGGUUCGCCUGGACCAUUGCCCAGUGCAGGAUUUGUGCAAGCCAUAUUGGAUGGAAAUUUACAGCCACCAAAAAAGACACGUCACCUCAAAAAUUCUGGGGUUUGACUCGAUCUGCUCUGCUGCCCACGAUCCCAGACACUGAAGAUGACAUAAGCCCAGACAAAAUAAUACUCUGCUUAUAAACGAAUACGGUAGGCAUAAGGUUCCUUAGCAAAAUCGGUAUUCUAACAUCAGGUCUGCUUUGGAAAUUACUACUUUUGAUGCAUACCCAAGUAAAAAGCGACAUUACACGGAAGGUUGCAGUUUCUUAGUCAAACAACGGUAUUUGAAGAUUUAGACUAAAAUAUACUAUUGAAGAGGAGGAAAAGCAGUCUAGAAUACUUGGUUUCGGGAGUGAUCUACUUUAGGAGCUUGCUGCUCUUAUUCUGUGGGAUCUGAUAGGACAUGGAAGACAUCUGUGAAACUGGUGAGAGUAUUUCCUGCAGAAAACAUACCUGAAAUUCCUGUAAAUUCUUAUAAUGUGGUUCCUCAUUUGAUCCUGAUACAUGGAACAGAAUGGCACGUUUGGAUCCGUGCUCCAAACAGCAGAAGUUUCCAAAAGCUAGGGUGCCAAGCACUAGUACUGUUCCUUUUCGGAAGAGGCAAGGCAGUGUGUAUUAUUUUAAAAGGGCUUUCUUUUGUUCCUUCUGAUU